UGUGUGUGUGUGAUGUGGAACAGGCGGUGGAGAGUGGACGCUGAUGGGGGACGAAAAGGAGACCUGGAAAGUAAAAACACUUGACGAAAUCCUGCAGGAAAAGAAACGCCGAAGAGAAUUAGAAGAGAGAACAGAUCUCAAGCGCCAGAAAAAUUUCACACAGGGCCUUGUUCCACAGUCGGAUGAUCGGGAAGCCAAACGAGAUACUCCGGAGGAAGGAGAACUACGGGAUCAAAGGAUGGAAAUAACAAUUCGUAAUUCCCCGUACACACGGGAGGACUCAACAGAGGACAGGUACUUGCCACUGGGUGAGGAAGAUGAAUCAUUAGCAAUCAAGCCUCCACAGCAAAUCGCAAGAAAAGACAAGUCUCACCAUAGAAAGGAAGAGAAGAGAAAAGACAAAAGACGUCAUCGCAGCCACUCUGCUGAAGGAGCAGGGAAACAUGUACGACCCAAAGACAAAGAAAAAGAGCGAGAGAGCGAUCGCAGGAAGCGUCAGUGGGAGGAAGACAAAGCACGGCGAGACUGGGAGAGGCAAAAACGCAGGGAACAGGCCAGAGCUCAUUCCCGCAGAGAGAGGGACCGGCUGGAACAGCAGGAGCGCCAGCGUGAACGGGAGCGCAAGCUGCGCGAACAGCAAAAAGAGCAAAGGGAGCUGAAGGAUCGUGAGAGGAGGGCCGAGGAGCGACGCAAAGAGCGAGAUAGUCGGCGGGAAGUGCCGUCUCACCAUCGAAUGCUACCUGAUGAGUCAAAACAAAGUCACCGCAGCCGAAGUCCCAUCCGCACUCCCCGGGACAGAUCGGAACACAGCGAACCACGGAGAAGUGGAACAUCAAAGGAGGAAAAGCCAGAGAGCAAAGAUCUGCUCGCCGACCUCCAGGACAUCAGUGACAGCGAAAGGAAGACCAGCUCCGGAGAGUCUUCCAUUG
This is a messenger RNA of Plectropomus leopardus (leopard coralgrouper), 929 nucleotides long. The record is from RefSeq and is a predicted model, not a curated record. Lineage: Eukaryota; Metazoa; Chordata; Actinopteri; Perciformes; Serranidae.